AUGGUGGAACAAGGUAUAGUUUUAGGUCACGUUGUUUCCAAGAAUGGUAUAUCUGUAGAUCCUGCUAAAAUUGAUAUUAUUUCACAAUUGCCUUACCCCUCUUCUGUGAAAGAGGUUCGAUCUUUUCUUGGACAUGCAGGAUUUUACAGGAGGUUUAUCCAGGACUUCAGCAAGAUAGCCAACCCUCUCUCCAACUUGUUGCAAAAGGAUGUAGUAUUUGACUUUGGAGAGAGGUGCAAAGAUGCGUUUGAUACAUUGAAAAAGGCGCUUACCACCACUCCUAUCAUCCAGCCACCUGACUGGACAUUACCAUUCGAGCUGAUGUGUGAUGCAUCAAACUUUGCAGUAGGAGCGGUGCUUGCACAAAAAGAUGGGAAGCUAUCACAUGUGAUAUAUUAUGCUUCCAGAAUUCCUCCUUCCUUCUCCAAAUAUGAAAGAAUCAAGCUAAAAAGUGAGGCAAAGUACUAUAUCUGGGAAGACCCAAUCUUAUGGCGCAUUGGUAGUGACCAAGUUAUAAGGAGGUGUGUUCCAGAUAUCAAGAUACCUCAUGUGCUUGAGUUCUCUAGAUCCAUUACAAGAAGGGAUGAAAUGCCUCAACAACCCAUGCUAUAUUGUGAGGUAUUUGAUAUUUGGGGUAUUGAUUUUAUGGGUCCUUUUCCUCCUUCUUUUGGGUUUUCUUAUAUUUUGCUUGCUGUAGACUAUGUCUCCAAAUGGGUGGAAGCCAUAGCUACAAGGACUAAUGAUUCUCGAGUUGUUAUGAGUUUUGUUAGGUCUAACAUUUUCUGCAGAUUUGGGAUACCACGAGCCAUCAUCAGUGAUCAGGGGACUCAUUUCUGUAAUAGGCUACUUGAGAACAUGUUGAAGAAGUAUGGGGUGACACAUCGCAUUGCUACACCAUAUCACCCCCAAACCAAUGGACAAGCAGAGAUCUCUAACAGAGAGAUUAAAAAGAUACUAGAGAAAGUAGUGAAGCCUAGUCGAAAGGAUUGGGCCACAAGAUUGGAUGAUGCACUUUGGGCACACAGGACAGCCUACAAAACACCUAUAGGUAUGUCACCUUUUAGGGUGGUUUUUGGAAAGGCUUGUCAUCUACCUGUGGAGAUUGAACAUCGGGCCUAUUGGGCCGUGAAAGCAUGCAACUUGGAUUUGGAAGAAGCAGGAAAUGAACGAAAGCUUCAGUUGCAAGAACUAGAGGAGAUUAGGCUUGCAGCCUAUGAAAAUUCAAAGUUCUACAAAGAGAAAACCAAGAAGUUCCAUGACCAAAAGCUUGUGGCUAGAAAGGAUUUCAAGGUAGGCCAGAAAGUGUUACUAUACAAAUCCAAGCUUGGUCACAUGAGUGGUAAGUUGCGUUCUACUUGGGAAGGACCAUACAUUGUUACAGAAGUCUUCCCUUAUGCAGCAGUGGAG
Molecule: messenger RNA, 1407 nt
Organism: Vigna unguiculata (cowpea)
Lineage: Eukaryota; Viridiplantae; Streptophyta; Magnoliopsida; Fabales; Fabaceae
Source: RefSeq, a predicted model, not a curated record